Pectinophora gossypiella (pink bollworm) is the source of this 6250-nucleotide messenger RNA. RefSeq names its product cadherin-87A. The record is from RefSeq and is a predicted model, not a curated record. The transcript is spliced from 36 exons. Gene Ontology annotation, molecular function: calcium ion binding. Gene Ontology annotation, cellular component: plasma membrane; cell-cell junction. NCBI's taxonomy places the organism in Eukaryota, Metazoa, Arthropoda, Insecta, Lepidoptera, Gelechiidae. Gene Ontology annotation, biological process: homophilic cell-cell adhesion. Bases 47 to 5470 code for a protein of 1807 amino acids.
UGCGGUGUUAUGGGCAGCAACAUGUCUUUCAUUAGUGACAUCGAACAUGCUGCCGGUGUUUGUAAACGACAUGAACAAUCUUCCACUGUCAGAGAGCACACCAGUGGGGACUAAGGUCUACAGGCUAGAAGGACAAGACCCUGAAGGAUUCCCUAUAAAAUACGGACUGAAAUACACUGACAAGUUUACAGUGAAUCCUGAAACUGGUGACGUCACAUUAGCAAGACCAUUAGACAGAGAGGUGGAAGAUACGAUAAAGUUUGAAGUCUCUAUAGAAGAACAGAAUCCUAAUUCUGAUCAGAAUCUAGUCCAAACACAGCCUGUGACAGUUAUCGUCCUUGAUGAAAAUGACAACCCACCCGUUUUUAAAAAUAGUCCAUACGAAGCAGACGUGCCCGAAGACGAGAAAAUAGGUACGACAAUACUCAAAAACAUCGAAGUUGAAGACAGAGAUUCCGUUGGAGACAAUCUUGAAGUUGGAUGUGUGCCAAAUGAUCAGUGGCCAGAAGCAUGUGAUAUAUUUGAGGUGGUGAGUCUUCAUGCAACGGCCAACCAGUACAAAGGUGCUCUGGUCUUGAAGAAACCUUUGGAUUAUAAUGAUAAACAAUUUUAUCAGUUUCAGUUAUAUGCUAAUGAUGGUAGUCUAAACUCCACGGCCCAUGUGGAGGUGAAGGUGGUGGACGUGCAGAACUCUCCACCAGUGUUCAGUGGAGCCCUCAGCGCAGCUCUAUCUGAGGAUGCCCCGGUUGGGACACUAGCUCUGUCUGUAAAAGCAAGAGAUGCAGACAGAGCGCAACCAAGAGAUGUUGUCCUGGAGUUGGUUACCAAUCCAUUGGAUUUCUUCGUGCUUGACAGAAACACUGGAGAACUUAAAACUGCAAAACCUUUGGAUAGAGAAGCUUUAGCUGAUCCAUCUUCACCUUUAAACCUUACUGUUAGAGCAACAGAAAUAGUGAACGGAGCACCUCUAUACUCGGACCUCACAUCUACCACUGCUACCAUCACAGUGACCAUCAAGGACGUCAACGACGAACCUCCGAGGUUCAACAAGAGGGAAUACAGCGUGGAGAUCCCUGAGAGUCUACCGCUUGGUACCCCAUUACCUAACCUUGACAUGGUUGUCACUGACACUGAUGUGGGUCUAAACUCAGUCUUCGGCCUCCGUCUGUCAGAUGAACUGGGAGCAUUUGUGGUGGAACCAUCAACGGCUACAGGAAGCGCCUCCGUGACCUUAAGACUUAAUACUACUUUGGAUUACGAGGAUCCAAAUCAGAGGAAAUUUAUUCUGGAGGUCAUAGCCGAAGAACUGCACACGUCACCCCGCUUAUCAUCCAAGGCUAGUGUAACCAUCUCCCUGACGGAUGUGAACGACAACGCGCCGCAGUUCGCUGAUGAACCGUACACUGCUACUGUUGCGGAGAACGCACCGGCCGGAGCCUUCGUCACGGUUGUCAAGGCUACCGAUAGAGAUACUGGCAGGUUUGGUACGGAAGGCAUCGUGUACCAAUUAUCAGGCAAUGGAGCGGAACUUUUCAACGUGGACAAGAGGACCGGAGUAAUUACUGUGGCUGCUUGUCCCACUCCCGGACAACAACCGUGUCUGGACUACGAGACUCGGAAAGACUAUUUCCUGCAGUUGAAGGCAACCGACGCCGAUGGAGCCGGCCAAAGCUCAGUAGUAUCCCUGCAGAUAUCAUUGACAGAUUCCAAUGACAACCCGCCUGUGUUCGUCACGCCAGUCUACAAGGCUUCCAUUGAUGAGGAUGCUAUCAAAUUUGAACCGGAACUUCAGGUCCAAGCUCGCGACGUCGACGCCUCAUCAGAGAUACGCUACUCCAUCAUCGAACCAGCAACCCACCCGUUCUGGAUCGACUCGCUAACCGGCAGGAUUGCCGUGCUCCCCGAGGCUGGAGGGGUGAACUCAACUGAUAACAACAAAAUAUUGUUGACUGUAUUGGCAACUGAUGGUGUUCACAACGCGACUAGCAAAGUAGAGAUUUCAGUUCGAGAUGUAAAUAAUCACGCCCCUGUUUUUGAUGUUGAGAAAUAUGAUGCUGAUAUUUCUGAAGAUGCUCCGAUUGGAACGCAAGUAGCAGCAGUACGAGCGACAGACAUGGACAGUGGAGUCAACGCGGAGAUCAAGUACGGCAUACAGAAGGGCGCAUACGAAGCAUUUAGCAUCGACAACGUCACUGGAGUAGUCACUGUGGCUUCACAACUUGAUUACGACAAGAAGAACACCUAUAGGAUACAAAUUAUUGCCACUGAUUUAGGAAUGCCAAGCCUAACCGGCACAACAGAGCUGACAGUCCACGUGAUAAACGUGAACGACAAACGUCCAUACUUCACGCCCACCAUACAGCGAGCCGAAGUAUCAGCUGAUGCGGACCUUGGCACGUUGGUGCAUAACCUGGUGGCUGUAGACCCGGAUAUAACGGAUAGUACCCAGCUAGUGUUCGAUAUAUCCGGAGAGAAAAUGAUCCGGGCUGUUGAUAAGAAUGGGAAGGAGGUAUCAGACGAAGGCAUAUUUGGCACUUGGUUCAUGGUCCUCGGCAAUGGUUCGGUGGUGGUCUCUCAGAAGCUGGACCGCGGGAGAGCCGCUGUGAUCACACUGCCUGUCAGUGUCAUUGACGCGUCAGCGCCGAUCUUGCAGCAAGCUGAUGGCGAAUUAAUUAUCAACAUAGUAGACGUGAACCGCCACGCUCCUGUGUUCUCCCAACCCUCAUACUACGAGCAACUGGUAGAGGAGCAACCAGUCGGUACUAUACUCAAUACCUACACCGCAACUGACAAGGAGACGCCUAUAUCUGCUAUCGUCAUUCACCCGCCUAACCCUUACUUCCAAAUAGAUAAUGUUACAGGCGUUGUAAAAUCCACUCAACGUAUUGACUACGAGAAAAUUCACUCCAUCAACUUUACUCUAGUGGCCUUUGAUUCUGGGGUACCACAGCUAUCUUCAUCGGCAUCUGUUGUUGUUGAAGUGGUGAAUGCUAAUGACGAGGAACCAGCUUUUGCUGCAACGGCGUAUGAUGCCACAGUUGCUGAACAUGCCACUGGUGGAACUAAGGUGGUGACUGUUACUGCUGUUGAUAAGGAUGAAGGAAAAUACGGUGAAGUCCGUUACAGCCUAUCCGGCGAGCUAUCUUCACUAUUCACUGUAGACCCCAUCACCGGCGUCGUCACGGUAGCCGACGGUGCAAAUAUUGACAGAGAGAAUACUUCUGACAUCUGGCUACGAGCUGUCGCUAGUGAUGAUGCUCCCGCGCAUAUCAGGAAGUCUACUAGUGUUCCUAUCCACAUUAAAGUCCUUGACAUAAACGACAAUGCGCCGAUCUUUACGCAAAACGUGUACAAGAGUACGAUAGCUGAGAACCUUCAACUGAACCCUCCAGCCACCAUACUGCAAGUCCUGGCUGAAGAUAAGGAUGAAGGGAUCAACGGGAAAGUGGAGUACAAAAUCGUGGAGCAGAGUGAACCUGGAGUAUUCACAGUAGACCCAACGAAUGGCAUCAUCUACCCAGCAAAAAACGUGUCAGGCAACACCACAUACCACCUUACAGUCACAGCAACUGACGAGGCAGGCCAAGGACCUCACACCGACACGGCUAGAGUAGACAUCAGUGUCAUGAGUGUCAACAGACACCGGCCCGUAUUCGUAGACCCUUCUGCUGAUGUUAGGCAGUUGGAGAUUCCUGAGAACGCAGCACAAACAGACUACUUAAUAACGACAAUAAAGGCGACAGACGAAGAUACUGGCGAUAAUGGCCGAGUUUCCUACUACUUGAAAGUGGACAACCAGAAUGUUGGAGAAACCGCAGAAUUCAACAUCGAUAAAGAUACUGGAGAGCUGAGAACGAAGACCUUUCUCGAUAGAGAGCAUAAGGCUGAUUAUCAGCUGGUAAUAGCAGCAGUGGACAACGGCAAUCCUCCCCAUGAAAACCUGCUGGUUCUAUCUGUGGUGCUGUCAGAUGAGGAUGACAACGCUCCUCAUUUCCAGCAGAGUCGACAUACGUUUAAUGUUAGAGAGAACUUGGCUCCAGGAGUUAUUGUUGGAUCAGUUAAAGCCAUAGACAAAGAUUCUGGCGACAAUGGAUUGGUGUACUAUCACAUCCUGGAAGGAAACCAAGAAGGCGCGUUCACUUUGGGCAAGAAGUCUGGUGUUAUCAAGACCAAUGUCAGCUUUGACAGAGAAAAGCAAUCGGAGUACUCUUUCACUAUAUAUGCCAGCAACAACCCCAUACUAACCAAUGGGGCAGCCCUGCUCAACACCAUAGACAACCGGACGGACAACCAGAAUGACGUCACCAUCGUCACCGUCAAGAUUCUCGAUGAGAACGAUAAUGAACCCAAGUUCCAACAACAGGUGUAUUAUGCUGGUAUAAAAUACACAGCCCGUGUCAACGAGCCAGUACUAUCAGUAGUGGCUGAGGACCCCGAUCUAGAGGAGAACGGAACUCUAGUGUACAUGGUGGCAGCUUCUAAUUUGUAUAAGUUUGGGGCCUCCAAGUCCAGUGGCAGCGUCGUGCCUUCGCCGUUUAAUAUCAGCCAGGAUGGUGUGUUAACGACAGCAAGUUACAUGUCAGAGUACAACCAAGACCGUUUCAUCCUGGACAUCAUUGCUCAAGAGAUCGCUCCUCCACACAGACAAGCCAAAACUCAAGUUUAUAUUUGGAUAAUAGACCGAUCUUCCCUCAUCCGUAUGGUGGUGUCCCGGAGUUGCAUGGCACCUGUCCCGGUGUUGGAGAAGUUAGCCAAUGCAGGACAAGCUCUGCUAGUCCCGGGCAGACGACUUCCGCAUGUGCAGGCUGAUAGAAGAUAUGAUGAUUGGUGUGAAAUCCACCUCCACGCGGUAGACCCGACCACAUACCAAGUUCUACCAGUGGAGAAAGUUCUAGAAACAAUUGACUCCAAGUAUGACGAACUCAAAGACGUCUAUCAAGAGUUUGGAGUAGAAACUCUGAUAGCUGCUAGCGCUACUUCUAAAGCACCUGAUGCCUUCGAUCCAGCACUCGCUGCAUUAAUAGCGCUGUUGAUCGUUCUUUUUACUGGAAUUGUAACGUUUAUCGUCGUCUGCGCAUGUUUGAAGCAUUGGGUGAUACCACCGCCAUCAAUGCAGUCUAGUAAAGGAGACAGCCUGGCCCGACGCAGGAUCCUCGAAGAGUUGAGUACGACUGAAAACCCUCUCUGGCUGGAGACCAAGCUCCGGCCUUAUGAGGAACAGGAGCUCACCAUGAACGUGUUUGGUGACCAGAACGAUGCAAGUGCUGAACAGCCUCAGACUGACAACACAUAUGCAACAAUACAAGGCAGUAGAACGACGGAGAGGUUUGGGGACUACGCCACGCUUGGUGGUGACUCCCCCACGCCUUUAGAAGCUGCUCUAGGAUUCCAGGGCAGCACAUUCAAGCCCCCAUCGCCUGAUACUCCCGAACCGCCUCCUCGACCUUCAGCGGGAUUAGGACAACUGUGAUGAUCCUUCAUCUGUUUACAAAUAUUAGUGUAAGUUAGUUUUAAUAUUACUGUAAAUAAAGUAUCUAGGUAUAUUAGGCAUAAUUAAUUAUGAUGCAUGUUGACGAUGUAUUAUGUUAUUGUAUUUUAACAACAUUCCAAUUUGGACUGUGUGAAUACUUUAGGAUUGAUUUUUUAAAGUCAUUGUGGUCCGAUCGAACCCCGUACAGGACUUGCACCAAUGAGUUAUCUUAAAUGCUAAUACUAACACAGUUGACUCGACAAUCAUAGUAUUCGUUACGAUGUCACUAACAUCCUGUUUAUUUAUUAUUUUAAGUUUACGCUGUUAUUAUCAUAAUGAAAAUACAUAAUAACGGGUUCUUACCGCAUUGAAAUAUCGAGAGUCUCAUAUCCCUACUUUAAAAGCGGUAAGAACCCGUUAUUAUGUGUUUUAACCCUGUAUAAUUAAUUAAAUCACUUCAAAAUUCACACAGUUCCAAAUCACAAGACUGUAUUUAUCUAAUAUUAAAUUUUGUUACCACUUCACCGAAUACAAAUAAUUCAUCGACAACGUCCAUUCUUUUUUAAAUGUAAUCAUUAUUAUAACUCACGCAUUGUUUCCUAUAGAUAUGAGAUUUUUUACUUAAUACCUAUUUAUUUCAAUUUGAAUCUCAAAUUAUCUUAGCCAUUUACUGAAAUUAAAUUUCAAUAAUAUAAUGUGAAUAUUUCUUAAAAAAAGAUUUUAUAAUUAUUUAUUGUUUUGUAAUAAAAGCUUUUACCACUUUAUUGCCAUAAUUUAAAU